Molecule: messenger RNA, 240 nt
Organism: Habropoda laboriosa
Lineage: Eukaryota; Metazoa; Arthropoda; Insecta; Hymenoptera; Apidae
Product: zinc finger protein 776-like
Exons: 2
Coding region: 1-240 (79 amino acids)
Source: RefSeq, a predicted model, not a curated record
AUGGCUCGAUUUUGGAAGAUGCUGAAGGACCUGGAGGACGGGCCGCCGUUUCUCUGCCCGAAAUGCGGUCGCACGUACUCCCACAAGUGCAACUUGACCAGGCAUCUGCGUCUGGAGUGCGGCGUCGGGCCGAGAUUUCAAUGCGCCUGGUGCAAGAAACGGUUCAAGCAUCGACACCAUCUGCGGGACCAUCAGAGGAUCCAUCUUUACUCGAACUGCACCUUCGAACUGCGAAACUGA